AUCAUCUUCCUUCCUCUCAGGGAAAAAAAGAAUCUAUUUCUUUCCUUUCCCCUCUCUCUCUCUCUCUCUCUCCCGGCGGCGACGACUGGGCGAGCCGCUGCGCCCUUCGGCACGUACUCGCCGGGCCAUUCGCCGGCGGCGAGCGCCCACCCGGUUGCACAAGCAUCAAUACUUUUCAUCAGUUGGAGUUAGAAACUUCAAGCAUGAGAAUUGAGAUGAUGGAAACGAGACUACUUUUCAGCCUUGUAGGCUCUCGCCAUGUGAAGUGGAAUGAGGACAAUUUGUAUGAGAUUGAAUCAAACAAACCAGUGAGGCAGAAGAUAACAGAGCCAAAGACACCGUAUCAUCCUAUGAUAGAUGAUGAUGGUUCCCUAUCCCCAACACGUCCUUUUGACAAAUGUCUCGAUGAGACUGUCCAGGCUGAAGCUAUAUUGACGGCCUUAAAUGGUGUGGCUUCUUCAAGCAAUAACAAUUCAAAGGAUGAUGGUUGGGCAUCCUCAGAUGAUGAGACUGAUGCUAUGGAACAAGAGGAUGAUCCAGAAGCUGACACAGCAAGGUUGAGUUUCAAGGAGCAUCGUCGUGCACACUACGAUGAGUAUCGCAAAGUUAAGGAACUGAUGCGCACUGGGUCCCUUGUUGAGGAUGAGGCUGAUGAGAAUAACAGGGUUGAUAAUAGCAGUGAAGGCAAGGGUAUGGGGAAAGGUGCCGCAGUUGAGGACAGAAAACCCUCAGCGCAAACAUGAGAGUUGAGAUGGUCCUGUUCUCUCUGUUGUUCACUAAGAUAGGCAAAGCCAUCACGGCAGCUGAAGCUUGCUGUUUGGCGUAUGUUGGAUCCAUGGUUUCGGGUUGGGUGGUUUUCUGUAAGCAAAGCAGCUGUUACCUCCUAUUUUGUUUUGAGGUGCCGGUGUCCCUAAAAUGGCAGUGCUGACUGAAAAUUACAGUGGAGUUGCCUCCUUGCUCGUUAUUAUGCCAUUUAGUGGCUCUUUUACAUUUCCAAUCAACGAAUAUGUUGUGGCUAGAGUGAACUGCUUGAUGCUGAACUCAGUAAUGUGAUCGUCGUGAAUAAUUGUUUCUAUAAGAGAACUCAUUAACGUGAUAAUCGUGAAUAAUUGUACACUGA
Panicum virgatum (switchgrass) is the source of this 1120-nucleotide messenger RNA. RefSeq names its product protein phosphatase inhibitor 2-like. The transcript is spliced from 6 exons. The record is from RefSeq and is a predicted model, not a curated record. Gene Ontology annotation, molecular function: protein phosphatase inhibitor activity. NCBI's taxonomy places the organism in Eukaryota, Viridiplantae, Streptophyta, Magnoliopsida, Poales, Poaceae. The coding region runs from base 204 to 743 and encodes 179 amino acids. Gene Ontology annotation, biological process: regulation of signal transduction.